This is a messenger RNA of Trichoderma virens Gv29-8, 2127 nucleotides long. RefSeq lists its product as uncharacterized. Gene Ontology annotation, biological process: positive regulation of transcription by RNA polymerase II; aromatic amino acid catabolic process. The record is from RefSeq and is a predicted model, not a curated record. The transcript has 7 exons. Lineage: Eukaryota; Fungi; Ascomycota; Sordariomycetes; Hypocreales; Hypocreaceae. Gene Ontology annotation, cellular component: nucleus. The annotation marks the transcript as partial. Gene Ontology annotation, molecular function: zinc ion binding; DNA-binding transcription factor activity, RNA polymerase II-specific.
UUCAAGAGAGCGUAUCAAGCGUGCAGUAACUGCCGUCGGCGAAAGGUGAAAUGCAUCAUGGAAUGCAAUGGUCAGGGACUUUUACAAGCAUCUUGUACAAGGUGCAGGAGAGAACUGCGCCAUUGCACAUUUAGUGCCGAAAGAAAUUCGCAAACCAACCCUCCAGACGCUGGGGAUGUGCAAAGGACUGUAAAUGUUAUCGAAGAUACACCGACCCACCCGGGUGAGGUGACAAGGCAAAGACCAAGGCAUGCAUCACCUGAAGACCUCAUUCAUGUACAAACUCAAGGAGAAACUACUGCGUCGGGUGGAUCGCGCAAACGACAGCGUCAAAGUCCAAGAAGUAUCACGAGCAGAGUAGUAUUCAACACGCCGGACACCGAAUCGCCGGGGCAAGAAAGAGAAUGCCAGCUCCCUCCCACAGGCCGCUCUACUCAGCAAAGUGGCCUCCCACCCAUUUCCGCUACGCAUGAACACAAUUUGAGGCCUGAAACAUAUAUCCGUUCCAAUAAUAUCAGCUCAAGAGCGCCGGAUCCAACAGAGGGCGUGAAUAUCAAUGUCCAAUUAACAAACCGACAUUCUAGUUCUACGGAACGUGUCAUCACAUCGGAACCCUGGCUUGCUGUUCGCCACCCACUCUCAUCCUCGUCCCCGGAUACGGAGCGCCUUUGGAGCUCAUGGCAUUUUGUGAGAACCGGUCUGAUCACUGCACAAGAAGCUGUCACGUACAUUGAUCUAUUUUUUAAAAACAUGAAUAGCAUGUCUCCAAUCCUCCACCCUUUCUAUAGCGAUCAUACGAAGCACGGUGACCUCAUCUCUAGAGAGCCUGUGCUUUGCUGCGCCAUAAUUGCUCUUUCGGCACGGUAUCAUAUAUUGGAUGUGAACGGGGCCGUUAUACGGGGUUUUUAUAUCCAUGACCGCUUGUGGGAACAUUGCCAGUCGUUGUUUCAACGCUUGGUUUGGAAUCAACGGCGAGCGAUCAAAGAACAAAUGGCUCACCUAGGCACAAUUGAGAGCCUUUUGUUGGCUGCGGAAUGGCACCCGCGCUGUGUCCAUCUUCCUAUGGAGACUGAAUACUGGCAGCCAGAUAUGGCUCUCUCCGAUGAUGAGCAGACGACAUGUCAUAGCAAAGGUUUGAAAUGCCGCAUUUUGCCAAACAAAUGGCUUCGGGAAGUUGAAGAAGCCGCUCAGAGAUCAGAUCGCAUGUCUUGGAUGCUCCUUGGGAAUGCUUUAUCUCUGGGUCACGAACUAGACAUCUUUUCCGAUCAAGACGAUCCCCCGGCAGAUGUUCUUGACUCAGCGUCUGAAAUGUCAUUCGCAAAUUUCCUUCGUCUCCGGCGCCACCGAGUGGGUAAACUUUUAUUCGUAUAUAUAAGCCAGCUUGCUUCACGAAUUGGUUGCUCCUUACCAAGGACGCCGUUUCAUGACAGUGUGUUGUCCUCAUUACGAAAUCCCGAAUCGAGUUUGGACCAUGAGUGGCACGAGUACAUGACUUUAUGGAUAGAACUGAGCCGACUAAUAAGAUCUUCAUCCGAUUUCCUCUUUCCUUCGAAGAAAGUAACGCAGGAGCUCCUAAGAAGCGGUCGGUAUGCAGCUUUUCUGGGGCAUUUUCGUCCGCUACUUUCACAGUGGUGGGACAGGUUCAAGACGCAUGCAAGUAAGAAAAUUUUCCGAGCUCUCAUACUGGUUGACUAUCAUUUUGUGCGUGUCUAUAUCAACUCCCUGGCGUUGCAAGCCGUUGCGGGACGAAUGUGGAAAGAUGACGGGCGAAUGAGAAAUCUGCAGCUUAAAGAUAGCCAAGAUUCCGACUUUGUUCGUGAAGUUAUCGAUGCCAGCAGCAGGGUCCUAGAGAUGGUGAUCGAACUAUCUCGAGAUGGCAACUUGAAAUACCUGCCUGCCCGGAUAUUCAUUAGGGUUGCUUCCGCCUCGAUGUACUUGAUUAAUGCUCUAGCGCUGGGUGUACGCGGUAAUGAGUUGGACCGGUUGUUAGGUCUGUUAGAUCGUACGGUUGAAGCGCUGUGCCUGAACUCCGUUGAUGAUGUACAUCUCGGCUUCCGGUACGCUGUAUUACUGAAAGAAAAUACAAAAGGUCUCCGGGAACGGUUCAUCCGGGUCAAUCCCCCACCU